This is a messenger RNA of Guyanagaster necrorhizus, 957 nucleotides long. RefSeq lists its product as uncharacterized. Gene Ontology annotation, molecular function: ribosome binding. The coding region runs from base 183 to 908 and encodes 241 amino acids. Lineage: Eukaryota; Fungi; Basidiomycota; Agaricomycetes; Agaricales; Physalacriaceae. The transcript has a single exon. Gene Ontology annotation, biological process: intracellular monoatomic cation homeostasis. The record is from RefSeq and is a predicted model, not a curated record. Gene Ontology annotation, cellular component: mitochondrial inner membrane.
CUCUCCGGUGUCGGGUCCUCGCGCGUCCACUCAUUCUCAGUCGCUCGCUAACAACUCAAAACAAACCCAAACCGCGCAUCACUGAGCUCAUCAAAGCCGACAUCGCCGAUGCUCAAACUCGCGGAAUCCUGCAACCCCCACCCGCCGGCUCAGGCCCGCUGAAAUCUCUCGUGCACACCUCAAUGGAGCUUCUCAAGUUCUACUUUCGCGGUGGACGGGAGAUUUUUCGACGGCAGAAGAGUCUAGAGACCCCGACGACGCGAAGGGAGUGGCGGAUGCUGAGGACGCAGAAGAGGGACGUGUUGAAGGUGGUGCCUUUCCUGAUCACGGCGGUACUCCUCGAGGAGCUGAUACCGGUGAUGGUGCUGUACGCGCCUGCGAUGCUGCCUUCGACGUGUAUCCUCCCUGGGCAGGUGAGACGAAUCCGAGACAAGAAGGUGGAAAGGGCCCGGGAGGCGCUCCCGACACUCCGGAAGGCGCAUGAGUACCUAGAAGUUCACAAGGAGGGCCCGUUCCCGUUCAGGAAGGACGAUCUUGAUGUGGAUGGAGAUAUGGACUCGUUAGUGGAGCAGGCUAAGAGACGCGCCCGGUUCUGGACAUCCAGCGACCGGCGGCGAGCCGUGUACAGUCUGUAUGGGCUCGUUCGCAUCGGCCUACAGCUUUGGCCCUGGCUUCGCGUCGGCUGGCAUAUGGAUUUCCUCGAGAGUGACGACGUGUGGCUGAAAAAGGAGGGCGUGCAGGCUCUUACUGACGACGAGGUCAGGGAGGCCGUCAUCGAGCGUGGCCUGGGCUUCGUGCAGGAGGCAGAUGCUAGAAAAUUACUGCAAUGGUGGCUCAGUCAAGUCGGCGACAGUGAUAGAAAUGCCAGAGUGAGGGCGUCUGUGGCCUUUGCUGCGCUGUACAAAUAGAUAAUAUACAAUACUGAUGAGCAAUACACGUUUAUGUCCUAUUUCCUGG